CCAGCAGCCUGCCAAAACCCUACCCCCGGCGAUCCCCUUCCCUCCUCGCUCCCCCCGAUGAUCCCAUCCGAGCCCUUGCCCCCCGCGGCGGCGGCCCCCGAGCCGUGGCGCUCCACGCGGAAGCGGAGGAAGUCCAGAGCUGCAUUGGAGGCCGAGGAGGACGCCGAGGCGGAGGCAGAGCUCGAGCGCGAGAUGUCGCGCGGCAAGCGCCGGCGCGGGGCGGCCCGCAGGAGAGCGGCCGAGGUGAAGCGGCCUGUGGGUGUGCACAAGCCGCAGGGGGUGGCGGCGGCAGAGGCGCCGCGGGUGAUGGAGGUGGGCGACGCGGGCCGUAGGGCGAUCGGCGAGGACAAUGCCUGCGCCGAGGAGCCGGGCGCGGUGGACAUGUCCCGCGCCACCUGGCGGCGGCGCAAAGCGGCCGCCUUGAUGGAGGCCGAUGCGGACGCGGAGCACGAGUCGCGCGGCAAGCGCCGGCGCGGAGCGGCGGGGACGGCCUGCAGGAGGAGAUCGGGCAAGGACAAGCCGGAGGAGCCUGUGGCGGUGCUCGUCGCGGAGGUGCCGGGGACGAUGGAGGUGGGCGACGCGGGCCGUCGUGGCGCGAUGGUCGGCGACGACGACGUGUGCGCCGAGGAGCCUGACGCGGAAGAGUUUCUGACGGAGGAGGAGGAGGCCGCGCUCGAAGCAGAGGAGCAGGCCAUGGAUGGAGCACGGUCCGCGGCCGCGAGGAAGAGGGUCGCGAGGCCGAGGGCAACGGAUAGAACGGCGGUGGACGACGGCGCCUCAUCGGAGGACCACUUUGUGGGCGAGCCGGUGCCGGACGAGGAGGCGCGGCGUCGGUGGCCGGCGAGGUACAGAACCAAGGAUUCUGCAGAUUCAGACGCCAGGCGCAGGUCUGACGGGGAGAUCACUGAAACUCUUGCCCGAUGCCACUACCGAACAGCUUGUGUGGAUGGCGUCAACUUUGAUAUUGGCGAUGAUGUGUAUCUGAAGGCUGGUCCCGGUGAGGAAAACUACAUUGCCCGGAUUACGGAGUUUUUUGAAGGAAUAGAUCAUGGAUCAUAUUUCGCCGCUCAUUGGUUUUACCGUGUGACAGAUACGGUUAUCUCACUGCAGCUGGUGGAGGUUGAAGAUCAUAAACAUGAUCAUAAGCGCAUUUUCCUUUCAGAUCAUAAGGAUGAUAACACGAUCGACUCAAUAAUCUCUAAAGUUAAUGUCAUUUAUGUUGGCCCAAAUAUGACACUUGAAGCAAAAUCAAAGAUUAUAGAGGAGUCAGAUUUCUAUUAUGACAUGUCGUACUCGCUGGCAUGUUCCACCUUUGCAAAUAUGCCAGCAGAUAUUGGUAUUGCAACAGGUAGUGAAGCAACAUCAGAUAUUUCUAGUGAUGAUGUUGAUUCUUCUAAGGAGAAACCAAAUGAUGACCUUGUGUCACCACCUGAUGCUCAAAUGAAAACGGCAGCACUGCUGGAUCUUUACUCAGGAUGCGGUGCCAUGUCAACCGGGCUUUGCCUAGGUGCUGCAUUAUCUGGCAUAAAGCUGAUUACACGAUGGGCUGUAGAUCUGAACACUCAUGCUUGCAGUAGUCUAAAGCACAACCACCCAUUCACACAGGUACGAAAUGAGAAGGCCGAGAAUUUUCUUUCUCUCAUUCGGGAGUGGAAUACACUUUGCAAAAAAUUUGACGUCCAUAAAAGCAUUUCUUUGAGCUCUGAUCUACCACGGACUUCGAACGAAAAUGAAGAAUAUGGAAAUGAACCUCUCCUGAAGGGUACAUUUGAGGUAGAGAGACUUGUUGAUAUAUGCUACGGUGAUCCAAAUAGCAUGGGAAAAGUUGGUUUGUGGUUUAAGGUGCGAUGGAGAACGUUUGAUCCUAGUGAGGAUACAUGGGAGCCAGUUGGUGGCCUUAGCGAUUCCCCUGACUGUAUUAAAGAAUUUGUUCAAAAUGGAUACAGGGAAUCCAUUUUACCCUUGCCUGGCUGUGUGGAUGUUAUCUGUGGGGGUCCUCCUUGCCAAGGCAUCAGUGGAUUUAACCGGUUUAGAGAGUCCGAAGCUCCGCUGAACGAUGAAAGGAACAAACAGCUGGUUGUGUUUAUGGAUAUUGUGAACUACCUGAGACCCAAGUAUGUUCUAAUGGAGAAUGUUGUAGAUAUUCUAAAAUUUGCAGAUGGCUUUCUUGGGAGGUACGCAUUGAGUCGCCUUGUCGCCAUGAGUUACCAAGCCAGACUAGGGAUGAUGGUUGCAGGAUGCUAUGGUCUACCACAGUUUAGGAUGAGGGCAUUCCUCUGGGGAGCUCUUCCUUCAGUGGUACUCCCAAAGUACCCUCUCCCCACCCAUGAUGUGGUUAAGCGCGGAUUAGUGCCAAGAGCAUUUAUGCAUUGUCUGGUUGCAUAUAAGGAAAAUGAAUAUAGACACUUGGAAAAAGCUCUUGUCCUUGGAGAUGCAAUAUCUGACUUACCCAAGGUUGGGAAUCAUCAACCCAAUGAUGUGAUGGAGUAUUCUAUUAAGCCAAAAACAGAAUUCCAACACUAUAUCCGGCUCAACCGUCAAGACAUGAAAGAUUACUCACAUGGAGAUGUUACUCCUAAGGAAGGGCAGCUAUUUGAUCAUCAACCACUACAAUUAAAUAGAGAUGAUUAUGAACGAGUGCAGAAGAUUCCUAUAAAAAAGGGGGCCAACUUCCGUGAUUUGAAAGGUGUCCGGGUUGGGAAAAACAAUACAGUUGAGUUUGUUCCAGAUAUUCCUCAAGUAGUUCUGUCUUCUGGGAAGCCAUUGGUUCCUAGCUAUGCCAUGACCUUUAACAAGGGGAAGUCACUGAAACCUUUUGGCCGACUGUGGUGGGAUGAAACAGUUGCAACUGUUGUCACUAGAGCUGAGCCUCACAACCAAAUUAUUUUGCAUCCCACACAGCACCGAGUUCUGACCAUCCGAGAAAAUGCAAGGCUGCAAGGUUUCCCAGACUACUACAGGCUGCUUGGCCCUAUAAAAGAGAAAUAUAUUCAAGUUGGGAAUGCAGUUGCCGUCCCAGUGGCUAGAGCUCUAGGGUAUUCGCUUGGACUGGCUUACCAGGGUAAAUUCCACGGGGACCAGUCCCUCUUCAAGCUUCCUGGGAACUUUAUUCCUAUUGAUCAUGCAACAGAGACAAGAGUAGCAUCCCUAGGUGCUUCUAAAGGGGAAGUAGUGGAGACAGAAUAGUUUUCUGACCGACUAGGUUGAUUUGGUGUAUGUACUUGAAUGAGGAGUUCUCCCAACAUUUUUACCUAUUCAUGAAAAUUGAUUUAUCCAUACACCAAACACUUGUUAACCUCUGUAAGUUGUAAAUCAGAAAAGAGAGUUUUUCCAUUACAUACAAGUCUGUUCUUUCAA
Lolium perenne is the source of this 3357-nucleotide messenger RNA. The record is from RefSeq and is a predicted model, not a curated record. Lineage: Eukaryota; Viridiplantae; Streptophyta; Magnoliopsida; Poales; Poaceae.